AUGAAAAAAUCAUCCUCCUUACCAGCAAUUCUCAACAAAAACGUUCAAUUCAUUGACAAUCCAGUCUGCUGGGUAUUUUACACAUUGUUAUUCUUGUUCCUUAGAAUUUUUUUAAGUGGUCUUGGAUUUUCCAUUCCAAUGGCUUGGACACUUGUAUCAUGGGUACAUGGAAUAGUCACAAUUAUACUCUUCCACUGGAUUAAAGGCUCACCAUUUAUUGAUGAUCACGGUGCAUAUUCACAAUUAACCUUCUGGGAACAAAUUGAUGAUCAACUCCAAAACACCCGUGCUAGAAAGUUCUUAAUUAUCUUCCCAAUCAUUCUUUUCUUCCUCGCCGUUGACUCUGGUCACUGGGAAUUAGCUUACAUCUUCUUAAACUUCCCAAUUCUCUUCGUCUGCAUUCUUGCAAAGCUCCCAUUCAUGCAUGGAGUUAGAAUUUUCGGCAUCAAUGGCUAA
This is a messenger RNA of Trichomonas vaginalis G3, 456 nucleotides long. Its product is annotated as negative regulation of ceramide biosynthetic process. Gene Ontology annotation, cellular component: endoplasmic reticulum membrane. Gene Ontology annotation, biological process: intracellular sphingolipid homeostasis; ceramide metabolic process; negative regulation of ceramide biosynthetic process. NCBI's taxonomy places the organism in Eukaryota, Parabasalia, Trichomonadida, Trichomonadidae. The transcript has a single exon. The record is from RefSeq and is a predicted model, not a curated record. Bases 1 to 456 code for a protein of 151 amino acids.